This is a messenger RNA of Nicotiana attenuata, 1172 nucleotides long. Its product is annotated as cytosolic sulfotransferase 12-like. The record is from RefSeq and is a predicted model, not a curated record. The coding region runs from base 38 to 1048 and encodes 336 amino acids. The transcript has a single exon. Gene Ontology annotation, biological process: sulfation. Gene Ontology annotation, molecular function: sulfotransferase activity. Gene Ontology annotation, cellular component: cytoplasm. Lineage: Eukaryota; Viridiplantae; Streptophyta; Magnoliopsida; Solanales; Solanaceae.
CUUCAUCCUACAAUUAAAAGAAACACAAUACAUAACAAUGUCAGAAUCUCAAACCUCUCAACCAAUUCCUCCCAAAUAUUUACAGGAGGAUGAACUAAGUGAAGAGUGCAAGAAAUUGCUCUUAACCCUACCCAAAGAAAGAGGAUGGAUUUCAUCGCAUAUCUAUAACUACCAAGGUUUCUGGAUAGGCCGAGCAACGACACUCCAAGGUGUGCUUGCAUUUCAGCAACAUUUUCAAGCUCAAGAUAGUGAUAUCAUUCUUGUUACUACUCCUAAAUCAGGAACUACCUGGUUAAAAGCGCUCGUGUUUGCUCUAGUAAACCGAAAGGAAUAUCCUUUUUCAGGACAAGAUCAUCCUUUACUUGUCAAGAACCCUCACGAUCUUGUUCCAUUCUUGGAACUUAAACUCUAUCUUGAUGGAAAAGUCCCUGAUUUCUCAUCCUUCACCUCACCUAGGUUGUUAUCGAGUCAUCUGGUGUAUGCUUCAUUGCCAAAUUCUGUCCAAGAUUCAGAAAGCAAGCUUAUUUACUUGUGUAGGAAUCCAAGGGACACUUUUAUUUCUUUUUGGCAUUUCACAAACACUUUAAGACUUCAUUACAUAGAUACUAGUUCGAUUGAAGAAGUGUUUGAUCUUUUUUGUAAGGGAGUGAGCCUUUUUGGUCCGUUUUGGGAUCACGUGUUAGAUUACUGGAAAAAAAGUUUAGAAAAUCCUAAAAGAGUACUUUUCUUGAUGUAUGAAGAAAUUAAAGAGAACCCCGAGAUUCAGCUGAAACGAUUAGCUAAAUUCUUGGAAUGUCCAUUCUCUAUAGAUGAAGAAAAAUGUGGAGUGGUGGAUGAAAUCUUAAAAAUGUGUAGCUUUGAGAAUUUGAGCAACUUGGAGGUGAACAAGAAUGAGAAAUUGUCGACUGGAGUGGAAAAUAAAGUGUUCUUUCGACGAGGGGAAGUUGGAGAUUGGAAGAAUUACUUCACAACUAAGAUGAUUGAGAAACUAGAUCACAUCAUUGAACAAAAGUUCCAAGGAUCUGGAUUAAGGUUUCGCUACAUUUGAUUUUUUGCCAAUAAUAAUAACCUUUAGUCAAUUUAUGUUUGAAAAUGAGAAGUUUGUCACAGUCUACUGUAAAUAUGUGUUACUACUUGUUUGGCAAAAUAAAAGAAUGCAGAUCCUUUCCUAA